AUGGGAAAGAAAAAAGGCAAGAAUAAGGCCAAGAACCAACCUGAGAUCGUCGAUGAGGGUAUCAUUUACCCAGCACAGAGAGUGAUGCUACAGAUCGAGAACUCCAAUAGUUAUGGCCUUAGUAUCGACAACAACAUGAUUUUUAAUACUUAUAUUAAAAACACUCUGAUAAACUUAAAAUUCCUCAAAAUUAACCAAACGAUCAAAAUUUGUGUUUAUGGAGAAAACCUUCCUUGUAAAGUAAUCAGGGCUGAGUCAAAAAUUCCUAUUUUGACUGAGGAAGAACUUGCUGAGAAGCUCAAGUCAGAGGAAACUGAAGAGUCUAAAGAGGAUAUAUCAGCUGAGAUGGAGGAGAAGCUGACUCUUGAAGAAUCCAAACAAGAGCUUCCGCAUUUAUAUUGUGUUGAAAAAGACACUAAAAUCAAGCUCUACAUUGAACAAGAUGAUGAAGAUGAAACUGUCUCAGUCAAAGAGAUGAUUGAACUCACUCAAAAAUACAAGCUUGAUUUUGAUGGCCAACAGCCUAUUGUGUUAGGAGAAAUUGAGGAUAAAUUCAAUUGUCUUCAAGAGCUUAUCAAACUCAGAAAGAAGGUAUCAUGCAAAUCAAAGGAGUCAUUUUAGGCAAGUCCAGGCAUAUAAUCUCUAGAUGGUCCUUCUGGUACAGGAAAAACUACUUUCAUGCAAAUGGUGUCACAAAGAAUUGAGUAUCCGAUUUUUGGCCUCACUGCUACUCAGAUGGGAAUGAAUAAGGCAGAUGAGAUCAAAGACCUGUUCACAAUUGCGAAGAAUAGCUCUCCUUCCAUCAUCUUUAUUGAUGAAAUAGAUGGUAUCUCUGAUGAGAAGAAUGAUGAGACAGCUAUUUUGCUAACUAAGCUGAUAGAUCGGAUCAAAUGGGUCGAUAAGAUCCUCAUAGUUGCUGCUACAAACAAUCCAAGUAGUGUCAACAAGUUCUUUAAGAGAACUGGAAGGCUCGACUCUGAAAUCAAAUUUGACGCCCCUACUUCUGAAGGUCGAUAUGAGAUCUUCAGGCAGUACUUUGAUAAAUGUCAGAGUGACCUUAGCGAAGAAGAGGUCAAGUCUUUAGCAAUAGCCUCUAGUGGGUUUGUGGGGUCUGAUAUAGCUUCUUCGAUCAGAGAUGCUUAUAUUAGAGCUAUGAGAAGGAUAGACCCUUUGUCUAUGGAACUUCCUAAAAUUCAGAAGAUUGAUAUAGAAGGAGCUAUCUUAGAUGCUAAGCCAAGUAAUAUCAAAGACCUUAUCGCAACAGUUCCCCAAGUUUAUUGGGAAGAUAUAGGUGGAAAUGCUAAAAUUAAAAAGCAGUUGAUCGAAUGUGUUGAAUGGCCUUUGAAAUACCCAGAAUCUUUCAAGAGAAUAGGAAUUAAAGCCCCUCAGGGAAUUCUUUUGUACGGGCCUCCUGGGUGCUCUAAAACUUUGAUGGCAAAAGCACUAGCUACUGAAAGCAAGCUCAAUUUUAUAUCAAUUAAAGGACCAGAGUUGUUCAGUAAAUAUGUUGGAGAUACUGAGAAAGCUAUCAGAGAAAUAUUCAGAAAAGCCAGGAUUUCUUCUCCAUGCAUCAUAUUCUUCGACGAAAUAGAUGCUAUGGCUAGUGCAAGAGGAGACGAUGACACCAGCGUAGGCGAUAGAGCCCUCUGCCAAUUGCUGACUGAAAUGGAUGGAAUAGAGGAAAAGUCACAAGUCAUUGUAAUCGCUGCUACUAAUAGACUUGAUAUCCUCGAUAAAGCUAUUCUCCGCCCUGGCAGAUUUGAUAGACAUAUUGAGAUUCCAUUCCCUGAUGAUGAAGGAAAGCUUGAAAUCCUCGAAAUCGGGUGUAGAGAUAUGCCCCUUGCCGAAGAUGUGGACUUAACAGCUAUUGCUAAGAGGACUACCUUCUUCUCAGGUGCUGAUAUCGCCCUUGUCUGAAGAGAAGCAGGUCUCCUCGCCAUCAGAGAAGACAUAGAAACCAAGGAGGUAAAAAUGUGCCACUUUGAAGAAGCAUUGCAAUCAGUUAAAACACGUAAAAGAUAAAAUAUCUUCCAAUG
Messenger RNA from Moneuplotes crassus, 2036 nucleotides. NCBI's taxonomy places the organism in Eukaryota, Ciliophora, Spirotrichea, Euplotida, Euplotidae. The record is from the annotation of a GenBank genome assembly.